This is a messenger RNA of Chelmon rostratus (copperband butterflyfish), 2062 nucleotides long. It is a transcript of the gene bfsp2, whose product is annotated as beaded filament structural protein 2, phakinin. The record is from RefSeq and is a predicted model, not a curated record. Bases 1 to 1329 code for a protein of 442 amino acids. The transcript has 7 exons. Gene Ontology annotation, molecular function: structural molecule activity. Gene Ontology annotation, biological process: intermediate filament organization. Gene Ontology annotation, cellular component: intermediate filament. Lineage: Eukaryota; Metazoa; Chordata; Actinopteri; Chaetodontiformes; Chaetodontidae.
AUGCCUCUGCCCCGACGCCGCUCUUCUUUCCUGGGACAGCCGUCCUCCGAGCGCCCGGCCCCCGCCUCCUGCGGGCGGAUAGGCUCGGCCGGCACCGCCGCCCCCCGCGGCGUCUUCGUGGGCUCGGCCCCCCCGAUGGGCGGGGCGUCCUGCCUAGGGACGCGGGUGUCCCGGCGGGCUCUGGGCAUCAGCAGCGUGUUCCUGCAGGGAAUGAGGAGCAGCGCGGCACCGGUGCUCCCCCGGGCUGGAGAGCGGGCAGCGGGUCACGGUGCGGCGGCGGCGGGGCUCAACAGCUGCCUGAUGGAGUACAGAGAUAAAGUGAGAGCGUUGGAACAGCUGAACCAACAGCUGGAGGAACAGAUUCGACUCUGUCUGGACCGCAAAGCAUCCAGCGCCGGAGCCUGGGGCCCUCUGAGGAGGGACUGGGAGGAUGUCUACAGACAGGUCAGUGAAGCGAUCCUGGACAACGCUCGGCUGAUGCUGCAGACUGAGAACGUUCAGGCCAACGCUGAGGACUUCAAGGACAGGUAUGAAAACGAGCAGCCGUUCAGGAAGGCGGUGGAGGAGGAGAUCAGCUCUCUGUACAAAGUGAUCGACGAUGCCAGCCUGACGAAGGCCGAGCUCGAGGAGCAGAUGGAGACCAUGAGAGCUGAGCUACGAAACCUGGAACACAACCACGAGCAGGAUGUGCGAGUCCUCUACAGUCAGAUGGCAGGACGUGAGGUGGACGAACCCGACGCUCCCAUAGAAACUAGUCUGGACCAGAUCCUGGCCUACAUCCGGAGCCACUGGGAGAAGGUGACGGAGAGGAACCGAGCCGAGACCGACAGCUACCUGGAGUGUAAGGAGGCGCAGUGUGUGAGCAGCAGACUGAGUCCAGAGGAGGAGCAGGUGGAGGCGCUGAAGGCCGAGUGUAAUGAGACCGGCUGUAAGAUCCAGAGUCUGCAGGCCGAGACCGAGUCCAUCAGAGCGCUGAAACGAGGUCUGGAAAACUCCCUGGGCGACGCCCGGCACUGGCACGACAUGGAGCUGCAGAACCUGGGCUCUGUGGUGGCCAAGCUGGAGGCAGAGCUGGCCGACGUUCGUGGUGAGAUCGAACAGCAGCGGCGCGACUACGACACGCUGCUGAGCAACAAGCAGCGUCUGGAGCAGGAGAUCGGCAUGUACCACGGCAUCCUGGAUGGAGAGGAGAGCCGCUUCCAGCCCGCCGAGAUGCCGUGUCCAGGUCUGCAUUCAGAACCUGAGGGAGCUGCCAUCGCUUCUGCUGCUCCAGACUCCAGGACCAACGCUCCAGGACCUCCAGGACCUCCAGGAACACCAGGACAGUGAUCCCAGUGGAGGACCUGUGGAGCAGAUUGAAGUCCAGCAGAGACUUUGUGGAUGUUUGUGUUUGUUCAGAUGAACGUGGACUCUGUGAGGUUGAACUGAGCUCUGCUGGAGGGUUUUCUACCUGGUGACGCGUGCAGGUGUGAUUGAUGCUGAGAACCUGCAGGAAGUCCAGACUGAUCAGAAAUGAAGCAGCACGAGCGAUUCAGUGAUCUGAAUCUGGAACAAAGUCUCUGCUCACUAAACAGCUGAAGGUGAAUGUGAGGGGUCCUCAGGUCAACCUGUUACCACAACAUCUAGGACCCUAUCUGAGCUGGUCCUUAGGUCUAGACUGUAGAGGGUUCUGGUUCUGGAUUAGUCCAGUUUCUGAUUUGUCAAGAUCACAAGAUAUUACAAACAGAUGUGUGAAAUACGACUACAGAGAACAGCUGAAUAUGAAUAUUAAUAGAACCCUCAGGUACAGACUGUGGAGGCUUCUGGAUCAGUCCGGCCUCUAACGGACCCUACAGAACCAGAAGGAAUGUUCUCAGCCACCUGAUGUGCUGUUAGAUCUGCUCGAGUCAGGCAGCUGUUUGUUGAGCCGGUCUGCUGCCAGACGUGUCCCGCGGCUGAUCCAGGGCUCUGACAUCAAAGGUUCAUAAAUGAUUUCUAUCAAAUGUCAUUAUUGGGACGCUUUGGGAGGCUCAUGCUCAAAGUGUGCUGAGUGUGUGCUAAUAGAGGGGGGGGGGGGGCACAG